CCCCCCUGUGACCCCCCAGGACCCCCCAGGACCCCCCGAUGUCCCCUGGGUCCCUCCCCCCAGGUUGGGGGUCCCGUUUGGGUCUGGGGGCUCGCCGGGUGCUGCUCCGGGGGGCUCUGGGGCUCAGCCUGGCCCUGCUCCUGCUCUGGGCUUCGAUUUUCCUCUACGGCUCCUUCUACUGGGCCUACCUGCCCACGGCGGCCGUGCUGAGACCUGUGCACCUGGAGUUCAGGUCCGACUGCGAGCGCCCCGGCCCCGAGCUCUGCUCCUUCCCCUCGGCCAACGUCUCCCUGCUGGGGGAGCACCGCGAGAAGGUGUUGCUGUACGGGCAGCUGUACCGGAUCUCUCUGGAGCUGGAGCUGCCGGAGUCUCCGGUGAAUCGCGAGCUCGGGAUGUUCAUGGUGAGGCUGAGGCUCUACGGGAACGGAGGGAAAACCCUGGCAACGGCCUCCAGAUCCGCCAUGCUCCAUUACCGCUCCCGGCUGCUCCGGGCCCUUCACACCGCGGCCUUCGCCCUCCUCUUCCUCAGCGGCUUCGCCGAGCAGAGCCAGACCCUGGAGCUGGAGCUGCUGGGGCGCUACCGGGAGGACCCCUACACGCCGACCGUGGGGGCGUUGGUGGAGAUCCAGAGCCGGCGCGUGCAGCUCUACGGGGCCCGGCUGCGCGUGCACGCGCACUUCAGCGGGCUCAGGUACCUGCUCUAUCACUUCCCGCUCACCUGCGCCGUGCUGGGCGUGGCCGGGAAUUGGGCGCUGCUGGCGCUGCUCAGCCUGGGGGGGGUACCUGCAGUGGGGGAGGGGCACCCAACCCCCCCAACCCCCCCAACACGGACAGGAGCGGCGCAGCCGGGGAGGAGCCCCCGAGGAGGGGGAGGGGAAAGAUCUUUCAGCCUCCCCCCAAAAUUCGGAGGAGCCGGAAAUGGUGGGGCCCAGCCAAGACCCCCCCCUGCUCAGCGCCGCCAACGCCCCCCCCAAGGAGGGGGAGGGGCAGGAGGAGGAGGAAGAGGAGGAGGUGGGGGAGGGGCUGGAGGAGGAAGAGGGGGUCACCCUCACGCCCCUCCCCCACCCCCCGGACCGCCCCUCCCCCCUCCGGCAGCGCCUCCUCUGCUCCAGCUCCUGAGCCCCUCCCCCACCCCCCGGGGGGGUCUCAAUAAAGGCUUCGGCCCCUCCCCCACCCCCCCCAAAAAUGAGUUCGGGAUUUUAGGGCGAUAUUUUUGA
Molecule: messenger RNA, 1217 nt
Organism: Poecile atricapillus (Black-capped chickadee)
Lineage: Eukaryota; Metazoa; Chordata; Aves; Passeriformes; Paridae
Gene: BSCL2
Product: BSCL2 lipid droplet biogenesis associated, seipin
Exons: 11
Coding region: 39-1217 (392 amino acids)
Biological process (GO): lipid droplet organization; lipid storage
Cellular component (GO): endoplasmic reticulum membrane
Source: RefSeq, a predicted model, not a curated record